CGCCGUUGCCGUCAUUCGAUAGAUUGUUUUCAGCGUUUUUAAUUGUGGGAAAUAAUACAAAAGGCGUUAUAAAAUAGAUUGUUUAUUCUUAAAAAAGUGUUAAUAAAUGGCGUUUCAAACAUAUGGUGAUAAGCCUGUGGCUUUCCAACUUGAGGAAGGUGGCGAAUACUACUAUGUGGGUUCGGAGGUCGGCAACUAUAUGCGCUUAUUUCGUGGCAUUUUAUAUAAAAAGUAUCCUGGUAUGACUCGGUUGGUACUCUCAAAUGAAGAACGCAAACGACUCGCUGAUUCUGGGCUGAGUUCACAUAUAUUGGCCAGUUCAGUGUCGCUACUGCGAGCCGUUGAAGUUGACGAUAUAAUCGCCGGGAAUGAUGAAAAAUAUCGAGCUAUAUCGGUAAACACUUCAGAAACACCUCUACCACGGGAGAGUAAAUCAAAAAAGCAGCCACAGUAUGUUCCCACGAUGCCGAACUCCAGUCAUUUGGACGCAGUUCCACAAGCUACACCGAUCAAUCGCAAUCGCGUUCACACCAAAAAAGUGCGAACGUUUCCCAUGUGUUUUGAUGAUACGGAUCCAACUGCUAAUAUUGAAAACGCAGCACAAAAGGAAUGUUUAGUGCCGAUUCGUCUAGACAUGGAGCUAGAAGGUCAAAAGUUACGAGACACAUUUACUUGGAAUAAAAAUGAAAGCAUGAUAACGCCCGAACAGUUCGCGGAAGUACUUUGUGAUGAUUUGGAUCUAAAUCCCAUACCCUUUGUACCCGCCAUUGCACAAGCAAUACGACAGCAGAUUGAAGCAUUUCCUAAUGAGCCACCUAUAUUAGAGGAAAGUUGUGAUCAACGUGUUAUUGUAAAGCUAAAUAUCCAUGUGGGUAACACAUCCCUUGUAGAUCAAGUUGAAUGGGAUAUGUCUGAAAAGAACAAUAAUCCCGAGGAAUUUGCUAUAAAAUUAUGUGCAGAGCUUGGUUUGGGGGGAGAGUUUGUAACAGCAAUUGCUUAUAGCAUACGAGGUCAAUUAUCGUGGCAUUGCCGUACUUAUGCCUUUAGCGAGGCUCCUCUAUCAACUAUCGACGUUCCAUUCCGAAAUCCUAGCGACGCUGAUGCAUGGGCACCUUUCCUUGAGACAUUAACCGAUGCUGAAAUGGAGAAGAAAAUACGAGAUCAAGAUCGUAAUACGCGCCGUAUGCGUCGUUUAGCCAACACUACUACCGGCUGGUAGACUGACAACAUUCGAAUUAGUUAUCAUGCCUAAUACGUUAUCCAACGGAUAGCAUCCGCACGAAUGUAAACCGAUUCGCAGUUCCAACAAGCGAGUAAAGAGGAUUAGAUUCGUGCGAAUGGCAUCCCUCGGAUAAGUGCCUACUCUGGUCCGACAGAUACCCUUUACAGAUACGAAUGUAAUCCUUCACACACUAGCUUGUUAUGACAGUGCGAAUCAGAUUAUAUCAGUCGGAUACCGUAAUAGGUAUGUAUAGAUAUGUAUAUCACAUUUGCAUACAUACAUACACCGGCGAUAAAAACUGAGUGCACGGUAAUUUUUGCUAAAUAUUUGGAAUGCUGUAAGCAAAAAAAUAUAUAAAUUAAAAAUCAACACGAUGUUUUACCCACUUAAAACUUGAUUUGUUUUGUUAAAAAUUCAGAUUAAAAAUUUUAAGAUUUUAAUUAAAAUUGUGUUGAGUGUGUCUAAUUCUUAAUUUUGUACAGCACGAACAAUGUUUUUAUAAAAACAACAACAAAAAAUUUUCGAAAAAAUUAACAAAAAUCACCUUGCACUCACUUUUCAUCGCCAGUGUAUAUGGUUUCCAUCAGCUUAAUCAUCCGAAGAAAAUAAUAAAUUUUAUAAAAGCUGGUAUUUUUCCCGAUUUCCUAAUAAAUAUUCAUAGAUGUAAAGAAACCAAUUUAAUAAAUUUCCACUCAGAAAAUUUGCUGAGAACUUCCACAA
Molecule: messenger RNA, 1942 nt
Organism: Rhagoletis zephyria (snowberry fruit fly)
Lineage: Eukaryota; Metazoa; Arthropoda; Insecta; Diptera; Tephritidae
Gene: Snr1
Product: SWI/SNF related, matrix associated, actin dependent regulator of chromatin, subfamily b, member 1
Biological process (GO): chromatin remodeling
Cellular component (GO): nuclear chromosome
Source: RefSeq, a predicted model, not a curated record